AAACCAGUUUCAACCCUGUACGCUUCUAUGGCAACUUUAUGACCGCACCAAUACACAUACUGCAAAUGUUGCAAAAACGGUGACUUAGGUCAUUUCUGUUUCAUUGUAACAUUUACCGUCCCGUCAACUGCAUGUAAUUAAACUGAGUUUAGUUUUGUGUAAAAAAAAAUCUUUGACAAAAAUUAAAAGAAAGAAAAAUGAUGUGGCUUCCCAAUUGCAAUCUCGAUGAACUGAACUGCAGUCUCGAAAUUCUAAGAAAAGAUUUAACUUCGAUUUUAGUUAUUAAAAAUAAAGAUCGUAUUCCGAUUUUGUACGAUGUUCCAAUGACCACUGACCGUAUCAUCAAGGACGAUAAACAUGGCGAACGAAAAGCCACAAAAAGCCGCAAGUACAACGACGGAAAUUUUUUGGAGGCGCUAAAUUCGUGCAACUUUUACUUAAAUGCGUUAAGUAAGGAACGAAAAUCGUUCGAUACAGCUGCGUACAGCAUUUGUAGUAACGGGCACAAUCAAACAAAGGAAGACAUUUUCCAAUCGAAAGCCGAUGUGAAAGAAUAUUUGGAAUUAUUCAAGGAAAAAGCUUGGAAAAGCUUUGCAGAGAUAAAUUCAUUUUGCAUAUCAUUGAUGAGCAUCUACAAAUAUCUGGCUUCACAUACUGCUGAGGCAGACGAAGUCUUAUACGACUUCAAGCAUUCAAUCGAAGUCUACGAACGAGCAAUAAGUUUCGACAUUUCUUGUUCAGACAACGCCGAAAAAGUAUUGUCUGCUUUGGAUAACGUUAAGAACUCGACGCGGAGCUUACACUCAUUUGUUUGGACGAUAAAAACUUUGAUGACCUAUUCAGAAACGAAGAUCGACAAAUGAAUGCCCGAUACGUCAUCAUUUCUUUCAUUUUCAGAAAAUGAUUUUGAUAAACUAUUAUAAACCCUUAUAUUUAAUGUGAAAUGUUAACUGUGUAAGUACAUUUUGAAUAACUGACAUUGAGA
Molecule: messenger RNA, 985 nt
Organism: Bradysia coprophila
Lineage: Eukaryota; Metazoa; Arthropoda; Insecta; Diptera; Sciaridae
Source: RefSeq, a predicted model, not a curated record